Nezara viridula (southern green stink bug) is the source of this 222-nucleotide messenger RNA. The record is from the annotation of a GenBank genome assembly. NCBI's taxonomy places the organism in Eukaryota, Metazoa, Arthropoda, Insecta, Hemiptera, Pentatomidae.
AUGCAUCCGCUGCUCGGAUGUGGGCCAAAGGCCUUUGUCACUUCCGGACUUCCGUCAGCGAGGUACUUUCCCCGCGGGCGGGAAAGUGGGCUAGUGGCGGGGAAACGGAGGGACUCUUCCUGGCGCCAGGGUCACCUUCUCUCGCAUCGCACUAAUCUUCGCCUGCCCAGCGAUCACUUUCGCUCACCGUGUUAUUUUCUAUCUCGUCCACGAAGGCUAUAA